CUUAGCUAGUUUCCUGCAGAGCCGUCCCCCCACUAACUGAAUGCACACAGCGAGAGCAGCGGAAAGGAAAGCAAAGAAGGUUGGCGAGUUAAGAAAAUGGCGGCCAUGCAGGACGAAUGCCUCCCCUGGUAGAAGCUGCAAAUGUGUUGAAUUUCUAUAGCCUUACAGCCGGCUUUCAUUUCCACUCUGUUGCACUUUACAUUUCAUGAGAGAUUUGGAAUUGGAAGCUGUUGCCACCAAAGAAACUGAAGAGUCAAACAGGGAAACUGCCCACAGAAGGAGGAAGGGCAGUGAAUGAGCAAGACAUUGAGUAAGACACCCUCCACAGAUAUCAAGUCCAGACUGGGUCCUGAUCAUUUGCCUGCCAAUCUGAACAACAACCUCUCCAUUACACACACACACCCUCUCUCUCUCUCUCUCUCUCUCUCUCUCUCUCUCUCUCUCUCUCUCUCUCUCUCUCUCUCCCUCUCUCUCCCUCCCCCCCCUCUCUCUCUCUCUCUCUCUCUCUCUGCUCCAAACGUCUCCAGCAAUGCCAUCGGGGUUUGAGCCAGCUGCUAGCCCCUCUUGCGUCCUCCCCCUGCGCACCCAGCCCUGAACUCUGACUUUUAACCUCUACCUGACCCUGUGACUCUGGGAGAUCCAGAGCAGACGACCUCCACACAGCCAGGGGGCGCCCUCACCCUGACUGCCAGCGGACCGGCAGCAAUACUCACAGGCAUGGCUCCUAUUCGGGACUCGGUCAGCCACUCCCCUAACCAAACAGGUCUGGACCACCCUGGCCUGGACUCACAGUAUGAGAGUUCUCCCUGGUCCUCCGGCGCUCCAUGCAGCAGUGACAGCAACAGUAACUGGGGCAAGGUGCUGGUAGACUCUGUCUGCAGCGACAAGCCUUCCCCCCUGGCCUCGUCCUCGACUUGGCCCUCCUCCAGCUCCAACUCUGCAGCCGGCAGCAGCUCCAGCACCGGCAGCGACCCUGAGCUCACUUCAGAAUGCAUGGAGGCGGACUCUAGCUCGGGCUCCGAGAAGAACCUGCCCUCCGCCGUGAUGGCGGCGGCCCCCGGGACGUCCUCGGUACCUGGCGCUAAUGUCAACGGAGACAAUAACGGGAACCGGCAGCCAGGAGGGAGCCAGUCGAACGGCAACGCCCCUCUCGGUAAAGGCGGCAGCAGUAACGUCACGACGUGUAACCGGGCGAUGAAGGGCCCCUGGGGGGGUGUGGCUCACAGCUCCGCCCCCCAACGACGCCACCCCGUCCGAUGGAAGCCGCGCACUAAGCUGGGUCCCUGGACGUCGACCAAUGGAGGGGGGGGUGACCCCUGGCACUUUGCACCCAAACGGCAACCACAGCUCCUGGUCAGCCCCCCAGGGGUCCGGGGGCGGUAAAUCAAGCCUUCAGGGAGGCCCCCUG
Messenger RNA from Esox lucius (northern pike), 1408 nucleotides. Its product is annotated as trinucleotide repeat-containing gene 6A protein-like. The coding region runs from base 718 to 1383 and encodes 221 amino acids. The transcript has 7 exons. The record is from RefSeq and is a predicted model, not a curated record. Lineage: Eukaryota; Metazoa; Chordata; Actinopteri; Esociformes; Esocidae.